Molecule: messenger RNA, 1041 nt
Organism: Hibiscus syriacus
Lineage: Eukaryota; Viridiplantae; Streptophyta; Magnoliopsida; Malvales; Malvaceae
Product: dihydroceramide fatty acyl 2-hydroxylase FAH1-like
Exons: 7
Coding region: 121-834 (237 amino acids)
Biological process (GO): fatty acid metabolic process; lipid biosynthetic process
Cellular component (GO): endoplasmic reticulum; membrane
Molecular function (GO): iron ion binding; fatty acid 2-hydroxylase activity
Source: RefSeq, a predicted model, not a curated record
ACUCUUUUCUUCUUUGCUUCACUAAAACAGGAAUCUUGUUCCUGCUCUCUACAUUCACUUGCUGCCUUUUUCACUCUCUUUGGCUGAGAUUCAAUCUACAUUGUCUUUGCUGUUGUGAAGAUGGUUGCACAAAAUUUCACCGUUGAUUUGGAUAAACCCCUUGUCUUCCAGGUUGGUCACCUUGGAGAGAGUUAUCAGGAGUGGAUUCACCAGCCUAUUGUGAGUAAGGAAGGUCCGAGGUUCUUCGAGAGUGAUUUUUGGGAGUCAUUGACUCGUACUGUCUGGUGGGCAAUUCCAACCAUAUGGCUGCCUGUUGUUUGCUGGUUCAUCUCAAUGUCUAUACGUAUGGGGCAUACAUUUCCCCAAAUUGCUUUAAUGGUUGCUUUUGGCAUUUUUAUGUGGACAUUAGUGGAAUACGUUUUGCAUCGAUUCCUUUUCCACAUUGAAACAAAGAGUUAUUGGGGAAAUACCAUACACUAUCUUCUUCAUGGCUGCCACCACAAGCACCCUAUGGAUGGCCUAAGGCUUGUUUUUCCUCCUGCUGCAGCUGCUAUAUUAUGCAUUCCGUUUUGGCACCUGAUUAAGCUUUUCGCCACUCCAUCCACUACGCCUGCUUUGUUUGGAGGCGGUUUGCUUGGGUAUGUCAUGUAUGAUGUUACGCAUUACUACCUACACCAUGGUCAGCCCACCAACCAAGUUCCUAAAAACCUCAAGAAAUAUCACUUGAACCAUCACUUUAGGAUUCAAAACAAGGGGUUUGGGAUCACUUCAGCGUUUUGGGACCGAGUUUUUGGAACCCUUCCUCAAACUAAGGCAGCAGAGAAGGCUAGAUAAUUUGGUAGGCUAGCUUGGUAUUGGACAUUAGUUACUUGUGCUUGUAUUUUAGUUUUGUAGUAUGAUCUAUGGGGGGUUGGCAUCUCAUCUUUCUUCUUUCUUCUAUCCACAUUGAGUUGUUUGUGUAUAUGAAUUUUUAAUUGUUUACUUCUUUCGUCUCCAACAAUUUGAAAUCCCAAUUAUUUUGUAGAAAAUUAAUGCAUUGUU